Molecule: messenger RNA, 993 nt
Organism: Linderina pennispora
Lineage: Eukaryota; Fungi; Kickxellomycota; Kickxellomycetes; Kickxellales; Kickxellaceae
Exons: 1
Coding region: 456-869 (137 amino acids)
Source: RefSeq, a predicted model, not a curated record
UUGUCGCCGUCUCUCGUCAAGUACUACCCACAUUUCCAUCCCCACCCCUCCCGAACCUAUUAUUAUCACGGACCAUGGCCAAAUCACUGACCACCUCGCCCUGCUGCCUCCACCAGAGCAACGAGCGCAUCUUCUGUGUCCACUGCCAGAGCGAGUUUAGCACCGUGAUGCAGCUGUAUGAGCACCUCAAGGGGUGCUUCCCUCCCCGCCGGUUCUGACCAGAGAUCAUCAUGCCGGGGCCUUAUGUCGCCUUGCCCUCCCAUGUUUGUCAGAUUUGACACGGUAUAUAAAUCAAACUACUACUCGACCUUUCUCUGCUAUGUAUAUGCUAGCUGCAUUUCCCCACUAUUAGCUAUACGGCCAUAUUUAUCUCCACACAUCCCCUCAUUCAUCGGAUGUGCUCAAAAUAGUCAACUUCUCCCUCCCUCGUUUCUACAGCUCAUAGUUUAAAUAAAAUGGUUCAAUUUCAAGCAAGUGAGACACUUUUUUGCGCUAUUGCCAGAAUAUCAAACUCGGAACUCGCUUCGUUUCCUUGCCUUGCCCUCGGGAAACAACAAACGUGUACUGGGCAUUGUCGUCCAAUGCAACGUGGUAAGCCCUAUGAUCUCCACUCAUCAGAUGGGUCAAGCGAAAAGAAGAGGACUGAGAAAGUUGGGUUGAGUGCUGGGAAACAACACAUGUGGAUCCUUCUUCGUCCAAAAGCGGCCAUGUGGGCCGUGUGCGUGGUGCUGGCGUCGCCAGAAGGGCAAGGCUGUGCAUGCGGUGUACCCCAGUGCAGAACGACGACCCAGCGGCCACAGCAUGGUUCUCAGCUGUCAACACCCCCCUCAUUCCCGUCAGCAGCCCUGUCCCCUCGCUGCACCAUAUGAAUUCGCAACAGCCGAGCCCCGGGCAAAUCACCUAGUGAGGGAGAGAUAAGCAAGUGUGAAGCCCAAUCAUAAGGUAAGCAUGGACACAAGGAUUUGCCUGAGGAUGGGAAAGAUGAGGUGCUGG